AAUUUAAGUAUUUAAAUUCAAUUCAAUAUUAUAAUAUGCUAUGCGGUUCUAUAGGUGAAUAAUAUUUUCCAUUUGUGUUAAUUAAAAAUCAAUCAUACAUUUAUACCUAAACAUAUAACUCUAAAAGUGAAAGCCGGUUGGGCUGUAGACUCAGUAUUCAUUAACUAUAGUCUAUAAUGAUCGUACCUCUUAUUUUUUAUCAUGCAUUUGCGCGGCUAUUAUAAUAAUUAUCAACUUAAUAUAGGUACUAGGUAUACCACUAUGUACCAAGCAGGUACUUAAUAAGUAUUUAUAAAUAUUUAAAAUAUUAUACAUGUAUUUCAAUUAGUAGAUACGCAGUGAACUAUAGGAAUUAGUUUACAUCAUGAAAAUAUAUGGAGUAAUAAUUAUGCGGUGAUAAGCAUUAAGUAAAUACCUAGUUAAUAGGUGUACACUACCUAUAUAUAUACAUUUUAAAGACCUUUAUAAAAUUAAAUCAUAUAGAACACGUUAUUUACUUAUUCUAUAUUCAGUGUUGUUACUUACUCUGUACUCUCAUGUAUUAGUUAUUUCUAUUAGGUAUGUAAAAAUACAAAAAUAUUUAAUUUAGUGUUAUAGAUUGAAUAUAAUAAUUAUAAUGACAGUAUAUUUGAAUUUUAAACAGUUUAAUAUUAUACAACUGCGUGAAUUAUAAAAUAGUUUACGUUUUACAUUCAAUUAUUGUGAUUUGUUUAUUUAAAAUUUUUUUAAAUAUAUAUAUAUUGUACCUAGUGCGGUUAUUCUUAUAAGAUACCUACUUGAUACUUACUUUUCUCGGAAAUUAAGAUACAAUAUGUCACACUAUGAGAUGCCGAUUGCUGAAUAUGUGUACACAGAACACUUUGAAGAAAUGAAUGUAACUCAAGAUGUUUAUUUAACAUUUACUGACAAAAAGAAUUCUAGUGACCAAUUCCUGUACGUAUAUGACUUACUAAAAGAAUAUGAUUGGUUACCUAAAAAAUGUGAUGGUUCUAUUAGAUUAUCACAGGCGCAUCGGCGAUGGAGAAAACGAUUGAAAAAAUACCUUAAAAAAAAUGGAAUAUUUAUAAAUAUGAAUUGUACCACAGCAAAAAAAAAUAAUAAUACGUCUGAUCAAUAUAGAUCACGUGGAAAUGAAGCAUUUAAAAUUAAAAAUUAUGAAGAAUCGCUAAAAAUGUAUACUCGAAGUAUAAUGACUGCAGAAAUUGAUUCUCCUAACUUUGCUUUAUCAGUAGCAAAUAGAUCAGCUGCUUUAUAUUAUUUAGAAGAAUAUGAGCAUAGUUUAAAAGAUAUUGAUCAAACAUUUAAAUCCAAACAGUAUCCAUUGCAGAAUUAUUACAAAUUGUUUGAAAGAAAAGGAAAUUGUUACCGUCAGAUGAAACAUACAUCUCUUGCUUUAAAAUUGUAUUCGGAUUGUUUAUCACAUUUAAACAGUAAUACAUAUUUAACACUUGACGUCAAAACAAAAAUCAAAAUCAGAAUAUUAGGAUUUAUGAAAAAAUGUGAAGAAGUAGAAGAAAAAACAAAAAUAAUGAAUGUUAAAUAUAAAAGUUUGACAAAACUUAAAUUUGAUAAAAAUUCUGUUUUAUCGAAAUGUGUUGAAAUACGAAAUUCAAAAGAAAUGGGAAGAGGAUUAUUCGCAUCAAAACACCUAAAGCCUGGUGAAAUAAUUAUUAUAGAAGAGCCAGUUGCUGGUGUAUUUAAAAAUAGUAAGUGGAUGUUUAACUGCAAUUAUUGUUUCAAACGAUGUUUAUCAGCCAUACCGUGUCAUAAAUGUUCACAGGUUAUCUAUUGUGAUGAGACAUGUUUACAAAAAGCCUACGCCAGUUACCAUACUAUAGAAUGUUCAUUAGUCUAUCCUCUCAAAGAGGACCCAACUGUAGAGCCCACUCACGAUCUGGCUUUACGUUGUUUCAUACGGCUUAUAAAUGUAAUGGGCAUCGAUCAUUACUGUUCAAUGGUACAAAUGUAUAAUGAAUCAAACUUUUGUUUUGACAUAAAAAGCAAUUUUUUAACGGAUUCUUUCUACUCAAUUUAUGCACUGGAUGGAAAUGAAACCAAAAGAACAGUAUCCAAUUUAUUUUUCAUGCAUUGUACUGCAUCAAUGAUGGUAUCUCUAUUGUUGUUAAAUGAAUACGAUAUCCCAUCAAAUUUGUUAGGAACUGUUGGUGGAUCGUUAGUUCAUUUGUUGUGUAUAACUAACUUGAACUCUUAUGCGUCUAUAGAGCUAUCUAAAUACACCGGAGAGAGCAAUAAUAAUAUUGUUUCAAAUCGACCAACAACUUUUGAUUCUGUCGCUCUAAUUCUAUGCUCUGCAUACAGUUUAAUAAAUCAUUCAUGCGAUCCAAAUGUGAUAGUUCAAACGUACAGUGGUAUAGAAGUAACUCGGGCAAUACAACCAAUUUUAGAAGGAUCUCAAAUAUUUACUGAUUAUGGUGUCAAAUUUAUGUCACAUAACAAAGAACAACGCUGUACACAUUUAUUUGAUCAGUAUCAAUUUCAAUGCCAGUGCCAUGCUUGUAUAAACGAUUGGCCCAACUAUGUGUCACUGGGAUUCAAUGAAUUAUUUAUUGGCUAUGACCAACUUCCCAUUAACAACAAGGAAAAUAACAAGCUCAAUAUUCCAAAAUCAGCUAUAUCCAAAUUGAAUGAAAUUGUAUAUUUAUUAUUAACACAUCGCAAGAUAAAUAUUGAUUAUUUAGAUUUUUUAUUUUCAUUUUUAGAUUUGUUAUACUAUAAUUUAAAAAAACCAUGUACCAUUUACUAUAAAUGUAUUCAGUUAAUUCAAGCAUGUUUGUAUUAUACUUCAGAUCAAGUACAAUAUAAUACAUAAUCGUUCAUUAAAUAAAAAUGUAAAAUAAUACAUUAUAUAAUAUGUUGACUGUAGUUGGGGUAUAAAGAAUAAUACCUAUAUACUUAACGCACACCAUUCUGCGCCGCAGCCUAUUAUAUAUAUUAUUAUUAUUAUUACUGUCGUACUCAGAGCCCGAUUGGUGAUAAAAUGUAUAAUGUAAAUCAAAAUUUAUUUAUAAUGCAUUACUUAUUAUAUAAUAUCAUAUUUUUAAUAAUUGUUUAACUUUUAUUCAAUCCUACAAAGUAAUUAAUUUUAGAUUUUGAAAGGAGUAUUGUUAUAAAGAAUAUGUAUAAAGAAAUAUUAUUUUAGAAUAACUUCAAAACAUGUUCUCAUUGUAUAUAAUACAAAUUUGUAUAAAUAUAAAUUAAACCAUUUUAAUUGUUUAUGUAUAAACCAUGAAGACUAGUCUUCAUGGUUUAAACCACCGCGAUUUCUCGCCAGUCAUGGCACAUCGGUCCGCGCAAGUGCGCAUCGGUCUGCACCUCGCUGCCGCCCAGCGUAAUCGCGACAUCGCUGCGACACACUCGCCGACCGCCGUCUCAACGGCCGCGGCCACUCAGUGCUCUUGACUCUUGUGACCUGUAGUCUUGUACUCUUGUCGUCUUCCGGUGGUUGACCGUAAUGGACGUCGUACCGUUCAUGGUUAAAUAAAUUAUUUAACCAUGGUUCAUCGCAGGGCGCAUAUAGAUUUGAUAUAAAUUUUUAUUAGUUUAUAUACUUUUAUAGGUCUACGGCAGGGCGUAGUCGACCCGGAAGUGCGUUACUCCGGUCGCUGGUCAAGUUCCGAUUUUUAGCUCGCCCAUGCAUCUAUUAUACACCGUCAGGUCGUUUUGUGCGUGCGCGCCGCGUUGACUUCGUGGGGCCCACGGGCCUGAUAAAGGUCUAUGGCGGGGCGUCGACCUUUCUUUCGUCCGUUGUACGUGUACUCCGGCCACGUGGUCAACGAUGAGCUGCACACGUCUGCCGCUGCGAUAUUAUAGUUCGUAUUAUUCCCUUCCUUGUGCGUCUGCCGCCGCAAGCCGAUCAUCGUAAUUUCUUCAUACUGUCGUCAUUUUAGCGUUUCGGACCCGACCCGAACGCGCCGUUGAGGUCCUCCGGUUUGUGCCCGGCCUGAAGUGGUGAUCGAACGAUAUCUGCACGUUGAACUCGAGCUGUUGUACUGUGGAGAUACGAUGGCGAAGUAUACGUUUGUCGUGGACUCGGCGGUUAUUUAUACGAAAAUCGAAAGAUUUAAGAUACCCCUAUGUGCUCGCCGCCGUCGUUGCAAUAACCGUUGGCGCCCACCAGUCACCUCCAACGAGUCGCCGAAAAAACCGCAACCAACGACACAAUGCUAUAAAAAAAAAAGAUAUAUAUAUAUAUAUAUAAUAUUAUAAUAAUCGAUAUUAAUAUACAAUAAUUGACGCAAAAAUGUGUUGUCACUGUGGGCAAUGUAGAGCGCAUUUACCAUAAACUAUAAAAGGUUUAACAAAUAAUAACACGAUCUGCAGCGACCGGAACACCGCAAUAAUAAUAAUGAUACACUUUAUGUACUUACACGAGUUACAAUAUAUUACAUACUUACUUAUUAUUACAGGCAAUGGGCAUCGACACAGGUUUGAUAAUAUAUUAUAAAAAUAUUAUUAUGUUACUAUACAGGGUGAUUUAUCUCUUUGUUUUUCAGUGGUGCAGUUAUUCAAAAUCUGAAAUGCCUAUUUAGGUACCCUAAGACCAUAUUUUAAAAUUAUUAAAAUAUCUUGUACUACCUACUAAAGGAAUGUUUUGAGAUACUUUUGCAGAAUUUUGACACUUCAUUUUCAAACUAAAACUCAAUUUAUUAUUUUUUUUAUAGUGUAAAUAAUUUAGCGAACAUUUUUAUGGACAUAUCGACGUAUCAAAAUCAAAAUUGAUACGAUAUACGGUAUGAGUACCUCGUUUUUGAGUCAUUUGAGUUUAUGUUUAAAGGAUAAUAGGUUUGGAAGAUAUAGGUAUUUGAUUAUGGUGAUUUUAAAUUUUUUGUAUUUUACAUACCUACAUUAAUCUAUCAAUACCUAUUUAUAAUUUGUAAAAAUAGUUCAAGUAUACCAAAUACUAAAUCCAGUAUUACAUCUAUUUAAUAUUUUGGUAAAACCA
Messenger RNA from Aphis gossypii (cotton aphid), 4963 nucleotides. Its product is annotated as SET and MYND domain-containing protein 4-like. The coding region runs from base 812 to 2830 and encodes 672 amino acids. The transcript is spliced from 7 exons. The record is from RefSeq and is a predicted model, not a curated record. Gene Ontology annotation, molecular function: protein binding. NCBI's taxonomy places the organism in Eukaryota, Metazoa, Arthropoda, Insecta, Hemiptera, Aphididae.